Sarcophilus harrisii (Tasmanian devil) is the source of this 12415-nucleotide messenger RNA. RefSeq names its product KIAA0408 ortholog. The record is from RefSeq and is a predicted model, not a curated record. NCBI's taxonomy places the organism in Eukaryota, Metazoa, Chordata, Mammalia, Dasyuromorphia, Dasyuridae. The transcript has 6 exons. Bases 1021 to 3084 code for a protein of 687 amino acids.
AAUACUAGCAUUUUAAAAAAAUUAAAGAUUUACUAGCUGGAAGAAUGGCUAUUGGGAAAUACUAAGAGAAUUAAGGUCUAUAAUGGUUUUUCAUAUGUCAUACAUCUGAGCAAAAACACAUUUUCCAAGUGGCAUUUAACAUAAAAUAAAUUAGGACUUGAUCGGUUUUUAAUCAUAAAGUUUGAGCAAUUUAGAGUUGGAAAGAACAGUAUUUCCUUUCUUCCCCCCACACAUACCCACUUUGAAAUUUACCAUGUAAGUAGUGAGUGCCUAUCUUAUUUGAUAAGUAUUUACCUAGGCUAGGAGCACCUAGCCACACAACUUCAGGUGACAGUGAAAUACAUACAUUGAGAUUGCAAGUAGGGUACUUUUAAAAAAUAAGAUCUUGAAAACAAGAGUUAAGUUUCCUUAACAAAUGAGAUCUAAAAUGGGCCAUUGUCAUCCGUUUGAUAUUAACAUCAGCUCUUUUGGCAAGCUUGAAAAUACUGGGCUACGCUAUAAAGCUAAAAAUGUCCUGGACCUAAACUUGUUUACACAAAAUAUGAACAGAUCUAAAGUUACAGAGCUAGGGUUGGAAGAGGUGGCUCUAAGGCCAUCCUCCCCACAGCUGACGUCACACCAGUCCCAGCUGCUGGUCUGACUCUGAGCUGAACUGUUGGGCUUUUUUUUUUUUUUAACUUUGUAAAAAGUAGUGAAGAUUUCAAAGAGGCUUAUUAGUGUUGCUGUGCUGAAUUGUCUCGUCUGCUUUGGUGUCUCCUAAAAGAGUGAAAUUCACAGAGCUGGAUUUUUUUUCUAUUCUCAUAGCUAUACAUUGUUUUUACUACUAGAUUUAUCAGUGGACUGACUGAACUUUCAAAGGAUUUUUCUCCUUGCAAAAAAAAGCUAGACACAAAGGCAAGAGAGAUUGGUUCAAAAAAAGUAACUCCCAACCUCCGAGAAUCAGGAAGAAGAAAUAAAGAAGAAUAAUUUUUUUUUAAUCCCCACUUCUACACUGGCCCUUAAGAGUAAGAAUAAGUUGUCAUGGACCUUCAAAAGCAAUGGGAGACUAAGGACACAAACUGGAUUAAGGAAAGGAUGGAAUUACUGGACCAAUUUGACAAUGAAAGAAAAGAAUGGGAAAGCCAAUGGAAAGUUAUGCAGAAGAAGAUAGAAGAGCUUUGUCAGGAAGUAAAGCUCAGGAGGGAGAGCAAGAAGAAUGACUAUUCCAAAACUGUUGAACAUAAUAAGAAUGUCCAAAGUAAAAUAGCACCAUUUUGGCCACAUUCCUCAAAUUCAGGACAAUGUGACACUGCAGUGCUGAAUGAUGGAUUCUAUCCUGUAAGUCCAAAUCCAGACUCUAUGAAAGGAGGCAGCUUUCUUGAGGAAAAUAUAUCAGUGAAUAAAUCCAAAGCAGUGUUCAUGGACCCUCUGACCACAAGGAAUCAAAAGAAAUGUGAUGGUGCAUCUGACUUGAAGAUUUCUGAGGAAGAAAAAAGGAGCUGUACUCAUGCCCUCAAUACAGCUCUUGAGGAACUUGCCAAAGUUAGUGAAGAAUUAUGCAACUUUCAAGCAGAAAUCCAAAAGAGAUCUAACCCCAGAAGGAUGAAGUCAGCUCCUUUUCUCCAGGAAACAGUUAAUCCUGAUGUGAAUUACAUGGUCAGCAGUGGACCCCCAACUACUCAAAUUGGUUUUGAUAUAGAAAAACAGAUAAAUAGAAAAAAGCCAAUCUAUUUCGAUGAUAUAGCCCAUGACACUCCUAUUAAAAACAGUUUUGCGGAUACACUUUUUUUGCAAAAAAAUGAAACUCCACCAAUCCCUCCUCCAAGAAGCACUUCUCGAAACUUGCCAAGCUCAUAUUCUAGAGAUUUCCUGGUUUUUGAUGGUCCAAAGGAAAAUUUAGACAAGUGGGAGAUACAAGACUGCAGCAGUAAAAGGAAUUAUAGUAAUAACUUCCCUGAAAAGCUACAUGAAGCAACUGUGUCCAGCCCAUAUGAACAGAACACUUUGAAAGAUCAAGUUCCUUUUGCCACUUCAGUGGAAACAGCCAAAACAGAUAGUGAAACUCAAUGUAAUAAGGACUUGGAGACUAAUAUAUGGCCACAUGAAAUAAGCAACCUUGGAACAAGUAUGCCCUCAAUAUUGUGGUUUCCAAAAACUUGCCUUAAUUCUGAUAAGCUUCCAUAUGAGAAGCUAAUUCAAAGUCACCAGGCUAAUUCUGGUGCUGCUUUUCAUGCAAGGGAUGACCUGAAUUCCUCUUUGAAACCUAACAGUGACUCAUUUACAGGAGCUGGUUGCAACUUUGAAAAGAUUUCAAAGAAUGAAAAAUUGGCAGCAAAGACAGAUGAAUUUAACCGAACUGUAUUUCGAACAGACAGAUGUUGCAGUUCAGCACAGCAUAAUCAGAGGCUCUCAAAUUCUUCCAAAGACUCUAAGCCCUGUGAUCCCUUAUGUACAUGUGCAGUUCAUGCAAAAGAAAAUGACAAUCUGUGUUGUGCUCAGAACAGCCUCUCAGAGCUCAAAGAAAGAAUGUCAAAUACUUUUACCAAAAAAGUCAUGGGAGGGCAAGCUAAGCAAGCACAGGAGCAUCUUAGUACUAGCAAUUAUCAUCAUAUGCUUCAUGAACAUAACUGGAGACCCAGUAAUUUGUUAGGUCGUCCACGAUCAGCUGAUCCCAAGUCUAACUAUGGAGUAGUGGAAAAACUGCUGAAAAAUUAUGAGAACUCAACAGGGUCUUUGUCACAAAACUCAAAAUCCUUCCAAGAUCAGUGGACAAAAUUGAAUUGCAAUGUCAUUAACAGUGACAAUGAGACCUUUAGUCAGUAUUUAGAAAUGUUUCCACCAGAACAAGAAAAGCAAGAGCUUCAGAUGAAGUCAGUUAUGUCUAUGGAGCAGCAAAGCAAAGAAGGAAUAGAGAGGAAAAACUUAACAAAGGAGUCUGUGGCAAUGAAAUCAACUGAUGGAAAAGGGUUUUCUCGGCCUACCCGGCCAGCAAAUCGACGCCCACCUUCCCGAUGGGCACCCAGAUCCCCAUCUGCACCCCUCGCCUUGAAGAAGACUGUGUAUGACUACUCUUUUUCUCUGCAAUCAGAGACCUCAGUUGUCUGAGUCUCCCUAAGACAGGAUUGGUAGAUCCCAUGGCCAAAGCUCUAGACCUUCUUUCCAAACAGAGCAUUCUGUGUGUUUGUACCCAGUUGUGUCCUGCUCUGUAUCCUUCAAGAUUAAGAAUUCCACCUAUCAAUAUACAGAACAAGCAGUUAACAAUCUUAACUUUUCAUCAGUCUUCAGUGUUUUUAAUCAACCUAUGAACCAUCUUCCUGUAUUUUUCGUUUAUUUAAUAGCUCAGCACAGCUUUUUUUAAAUGUCAUCCUCAUUUAUUUGCCAAUUGGAUUUAUGUUUAAAUAGUGUACAUUUUUGUAUAUUCUAAUGUUCCUGCUAACAGCAGGAAGUGAGCUUGUAUGCAUGACAACAUGUCUGUAGGUGCAUGUGUUGAAUAGGCAGUAUCCUGGUAUGUACUUAGGUGAGUCAAAUUUAUGUGCUAGUGUUGAUCUUACAAUUAUAACAUGUAUACCUAUAUAUCCUUUGUGUUUAUUUUAAAAGUUUGAAAAUAUGCAGUACUGAUAUUUAUAUUUUGGUUAUCUAUUACUUAGAUAAGAAUACUUAGGUAUUCAGCUAUGGUGUUUGGGGUACAGAAAAAAAGUUAUUCUACCACCCCAACUGCAACAAUAUGCAUUGCAAAAUAUGUAUCAUAUACAGAUUCAAGCUUAGUGGAGUAUCUUUGAUAAUAUUCUUAUAGCACUUCUUAACCUUUAUACUGAGAAAACACCAUAGUUGGGCUGAUUUUUCCCCUUUUGUAAUGAAAAAUUGCAUAAUUUGUAACAGAGUAGCCUCCUGAAGCUGAGAGUUCUGCCUAAAAUACCCACAGAUACUUUUCUGUAUUGCUCAGUACAGGAGGUAGCUUUUACUUCAUGCUUGCCUCACUGCAAUUUGGGAACUCCAAUUCAUGGGAAACUAGACCUUAAGGAGCUUCUUUUGGUGUUUUAGUAACAAACUCCCCUGCAAAGGGGCAUGAAGUGGGUCUGCUAUGUUCCAAAUUCUCUGUAGUGAAUAAUUAUCAGUUCAAUUCAACAAAACUUUAAUAAGCUUCUAUUAUGUACCAAGCAUUGGGUACUCAAAGCAAAAUAUUAUCUGCCCUCAAAGAGCUUAUAUUUUAUUGGUGGGAAAUAGCAUAUGCUUAAUCAAGUUUUUGUGUAGUUAUGCUAUCUAGACUAAUGAACUUUAGGGCAGUGGGUAAAUCUACACCAACACCUUCAGUUUUUACAGUUUUCACCUUCUUUCCUAAAAUUAUUGGUAUAAAAGAAUAAUUCACUUUAUAUUAUCAAAAAAGAAACAUAUUUUGAUUCUCACCUAAAUUAUGGUGAAUUCUCUUUUUCUGCUGCAAACAAGUUAUUAUGUAUCUAUAUUCCUAUAUAACAUCAGUUACAGUUUUACAGUUGUGAACUGGCAACAAACUGAAUUUAGAGAGCAUAUAUAUUCUUUUACCCUUCUGAGGAAAAUCAAAGUAUUCUGAUUCCUGAAAAAUUAAGAUUGAAGGUUUAGAAAUAACCAUGAUCUUUUACUUGUCUCUCUGACAAGUUUUACACUGUAUUUAUUUCUCAGAUAUUAACUUCUUUCAAGGGCUUCCUCUGCUGCCAAAAAGUUAGUUGGUUCACAUGACUGGGGUCCUUUGCCCACAGGGAUUCAAAGAGCCUGGUUUUUGUUUUGUUUUGUUUUGUUUUGUUUUGUUUUUGUUUUUAUCAGCAGUCAGAUUAUAGAAAUGUACAUUACCCUAGAUGAGGUCUUGAGGUCUUGAAGUAUUUAGAUCUUAAAUCCCCCCUUGCCUUAAAAAGCUCAGGGCUGUUGCAUUGUGAUAAAUUGAGAUUUAAUUUUUACCUGUAAACAGAUGGAGUUUACCAGGAGUUAAAUUGCCUGCUUCCAGACAUCUCAAUGUCUGGAUUUAAAUUUGGGCCAUUCAGAUUUCAAGAUCAUUGCCCUCCAUCUUUUUUAUUGCAUUUCAAGCCUUCAUCAUAACACAAUGCUGCCACCUUCAGAGAAAAUCUACAUAAAUUCCAAAUGAUAUGACUCUCAAAACAUGCAUUUUUUUUUUCAUUUGGAGUUAGAGAAGGGUGGGGAAGGAAAGAGAGAACAGAACAGUUCUGAGAAGCAUGGUUAGUUUGUGGUAUAAAAAUUCUGCACUUAUUGGGAAGUCAAUACUUUUUUGCAUGGUAAGAAGGACCUAAUAAUGAUACCUGAAUGCCUGACUAGUUUGUUGUACUUGUUUGUGUUCUACUUUAGAGCAUCUACUAUAGAUGCCAUCUCUUGGUAAGAUAGAUGUCAACCUACACAGUCAUGCCAUUUUCAUAUUAAGUACCUUUUAAAUGAAUUAGCAAUACACUUGACAAAAAAAAAAUCUUCCACCUUUAUCUGUAUAAUUCUUUAUAAAUGUGCUAUACCUUUCUCAGGAAAAAAAAAAUUACCAAGUGUGUGAAAAAUGAUUCUGUAGUAAUAUUUGUGUUGGUGUAAGGAUUUAAUGGAUGAUUUUUCAAAUUAAAUGAUAGAAUAUGUAUACAUGCUUGAAACUUUAAAAAAAUAUAAUGGAUAAUUCAACAACACAUUCUAUAUAGGCAAUUCUAAAAGGUGCAGAUAAGUUGCUGAUCUGCAGGGGUGAAGGAAGCUCCCUACACUGAUGAAAUUAAAGAUAUAAACAAAAAAAAUAAUGCCCAUAUUGCAAAAUGAAUGACUUUGGGGCUAUAUGAACACUUAUAAAAAUUUACCUAUUAGAAACACUUUCAUCAAUACAAGUUUUUCCGAACCAAACAUUAUGGAAAAGAUAUAGAGUAAUCUAAAUUCAUGUGAUCAGCUUUCACUUUUGGUAAUAAGACUAUCAGUCUAGACUAAAUAUAUUAACUAGUAUUUCUUGUCAUCCAAAUUUUGGAGUCAACAGUUAAACCCAGGGAAUGGAAUGGGAAUAGGAUUAAACACAGAUGGAAGUUUGUGAGUUUCUAGCACGUUUGCUUGUGUGUUUGUGUUUAUGUCUGCGUGUUCUAUGUGUCUCUUUGUGUUCCAAGGCCAUAAAUAUAAGUGAUUAUUUGUAUUAUCAACUGUUUUUAUUACCCAUAAUUGUUCUCUCAUUUAUCCCAGGUAAUUUUGUUGGUUGUGUUUUAUUUUUAAGAUAGUCCCACAAGGUUGCCACUAAACUCUGGAUAUUGUCAAAUAAAUUAGGGGUUUCAUAACAAUCUCUUUCAUCCUGUAAAAAUGUUCUUUCCUAAAAGGGAGAGUUUUUGCUUUUGUUUAUUUUUCAAUGAUUGAAACUAUUUCUUUUGGUAAAAACGUAUUAAUAAGCUCUUGCUUUUAUAAUCUCUCCUUAAACUGUUAAAAUAUGUCCAAAUAGAAUAUGGGUUUAUAGAAAUACCCAAUGUGGCCUUUAUUUCAAGAAACAUGUGAUUUACUCUUUUUUUCCUAAUGAAUAUGAACCUCUUAAAUUCUAAACAUAAAUAUAAACAUGUUUCUUCUCCUUGUCUCUUAUUUGGGAAAUGGGAGAUGGCCCCAAGAUACAGGAGGAAAACACAGCUUACCUUAAUUGUUCAGUUUUAGUAUUUUCUUACACCACUAUAACUAUGAUAUCUAAAGGCUAGUGUACUACUUACCUACUCUGGGGAUUUUAAUUCAUAUCUUAAUUGAAUUGAAUUUGUGUGAAAAAAGCAAUCCCCUGAAAUGAAUCAGAUAAUACCAAAUGACCUAAUUGUUGCCUAGAUAUGUAUGUUCACUUUUGAUAGAGUAUUGCUUGAAAUUGUCUAGUAAGUACUGAUGCUAAAAAUAAUUUGGGUACUCAAUUAUAUUAUCAAGUUGUCCUGAUUAGCAGUAAAACCCAAAGGAAGGCAAAACUAAAACAUAACUCUUCAGGAAUUAGGGCAUAUUCAUCAUAAUCUUCUCUCAGUCUACAUUUAUAUGGCCUAAAUAUAAUACAUUUAUGGAAACUGAAGCUCUAUUUAACUGAUUAUUAUACAGUUUGAAUCACUCUGUGCUUUUGUUAUUGUUAUUGUUGUUUUGUUUUUUAACAUAGCAGAAAUCUUUGCAACCAUUUUAAAAACACAAUGAUUCAUAUGAUUUGGGUGUGACUGAAAUGCUAUCUUUUUGAAGUCAGGCCACUGGCAAUGUCCUAAAGCCACUUCACCUCAAGCAUUUUCAUAACUUUUCUUAUCAUAUAGAGAUUACUUUCAUAAAAAUGAUGAGAUUGCAAGAAUUCAAACUUUGGUAUAGACUAUACAGACUUGGAGUAUUGAAAUCAGAUGCAUAUGACUAGUGGAUUCUGCUUAGUUUAUUAUCUGUUAAUAUUGAAUUAUAUUUAUUUAAGUGAAACUAUUUAAAUGACAUUAUAUGAUUAUGAGGAGAAGAAAAAAGUUAUUUUUAAAUUACUUACUCAUUCCCCCUGCUGAAAUAUCUUUGACAUAUAUGUUAAAACCUGUUCUUUUUUUUUUCUUCUUAUAUAUCUAAUUCCAAAUUAUGCUUUAUAUACAGUGUCUCAAAAUUCUCAGUGCUGUUUUUGAGAUAAUAUAAAUACUAUAAUAUCAGUUUCUAAAGCAUUCUGAAGGUAUAGUUUCAAUACAUCCUGAAUGGAGCCCACUUUAUUAAAAUAUUGUUUAUAUGAAUGUCAAUAGUUUGAUUUUGCAUUUAUGGUAAAUAGUCUUUCCAAGACUAAUGUGCUAUAUAUGUUCUGCUCUAAAAUAUCAUCAUAGCAACAAGUGAAUGGAUGAAAACUUCUGCCUUGAAAUCACAUAUUUGCAGAUUUACUUCUACUCAUUACAACUUUUAGAGAUUCAAGACUGAAGAUGAGUUAUGAGUCUCUACCACUUUGUUCUUAUGUUUUUAUUCUUCAUAAAUCAUGUCCUUUUUAUUAAAAGUACACAACAGUUGAGAAAACAUGCAAUGUGUUGAAUAGAAAACUGUCCUUGUAUUCAAGAUCUCAAUUUAAGUUCCCUUUCUGACAUUUACUAUCUGUGUGACUAUAGGCAAGUCUCUUAACCUUUUAGUGCUAUCCAAGCAACAUUCUGUAUCUCUAAGUUUCCACAGAAUUGCUGACAUUUCUCUAAAAGGAAAUUUCCACAUUGGGAGUUCUCUUACAUUAAUAAUGCCACAGAUCUGGAGCAGCCUCCUACCUAUCCCCAAAUUAAUUUCUAAAAUUCUGCUCCCUGGUGUUUUGUCCAGCAUAAUAUUGUUCAUUUUCAAAAUAAGGCCAAGUUAAUUACUGGCUUUAUAUUUUUCUUUGUUGGUGUUAAAUUGAAUUAGGUAAAAGAUUUUCUGGAGAAAAAUAAACAAUUUAUGAUAAAUUUUAGAGAUUCAGAUUUUCAUCUGAACAUAGAAAAGCUCUUGACAUCCUUCUAGAGAAUAUCUUUCUAGAAAUCUCCUAAAACUCUUUAGAUUGAUUAGUAUAAACGGAGUAAUAUGACCACAGAGAACUGUCAAUAGUUUUCAACCAAAAGAUCUGGACUUUCUAGGCAGUCAAUAAAUGAAUGCUGGAUUGAACAUAGCACAGAGCAGUGUCUUGAAGAAAGAAAUUUGAAUUCCUAGAGUGUAUCUCUCAAACAACAUUUAAAGCAUAUUUUCUUCUCUUUAAUGUCUUUUGGAUUACUUGCCCCUUUUACUUUCUCUUUCCAGUCUCUAACAUCUUUAGACAAAAUUGUGAAGCAGGUAUCAUCUCUUCAAUGCCUUCUCAUUCUCUUCCCCAUCACUCUGGGACUACUUGCAGUUAUUGGCUCUUAUUCUACUUUCAUUCCCCAGGACUAGCUGCUUCCAUAUGCUCUUUCCUCUUUUAUCAUGUUUUUCUCACUUUCCCCAAUGAAAAUUUAGCUAUAGAUCUCCAGAAUUCCAGAUGUCAAACAACCCACAUUCUGUUAAUCUCUGCCCUGGUGUUACAUUAAUACAGGACCCAGUACUUAACUAAAUUACCUCCAAAGACAUUGCAUUCUUUAACAUGCAUUUCUUUGUCUUACCAUUAAGUCACUCUAAUAGUAAUAUUAGUGUUUUAAUUUGAAACCAGAGGCAUUUAUAGUGGAAAAGACUUUCUAAAGUCGGUGAAUCACUGAGAGUAUGGAACUAUCCAUACUUAUCUUAUUAACUAACCUUUACCACAAUAAUUUAAUCGUACUGAAAAAAAGAUUCAGUACCAUAAUGACCAUCGGUGUUAAUGUUUGUAGCUAAGACUAAGGUCUUUAUUAGAUAAAAAGGUGACAAUAAGAACCUAUUUUUAUAGCCCUCAUCAAAGUCUAUUUUAUCUUCCCAUUGCCUCAAUGGCACCUGAUAUUAAAAGCAAUUGUAGUAGAAAGUUACUUGUCACAGGUCUGAAUUUGAGCUCAAAAUCAUUCAUUUUAUAGAUGAGGCAAUUAAAUCCUAGAGAUCAUAAGAUCUUAAAUUGGGAACUAGAAAGUAAUUAUGGAAUCAUCCAAUUGAAAUGCUUAUUUUUACAGAUGAGAAAACUGAAGAACCAAAACAAUGAAGAAAUGUUCAAGGGUAACUUGUUCAAAAUUUUUGUUAAUAGUAGGGCUCAGAUAUAAUCAGAAGACAUUUUCAGUGAAUUAAGUCCAUGACCAAAUUAUGUACAUAGAAAUAGAAAUAGCUAAUACAAGAUUUUCAUACUGGUACUCAGCACUUAGUGCAGUACCAGGCACAUAGUAGGCACUUAAUAAAUGAUUGUCGAUUGAUUCAGUGGGCCUGUGUUUUCAUUGUUACAAUAUGGAUUGGAUAUGAAUGAAUGAAUGGGUGAAUGAAUGGAUAUAUGAGAAUGCCAAAAUAGGGACAUAGACUUGAAAAAGUUCCCACACACAGAGUGAACUAUGGGAGAAGUUUAUAGUGUAAUUCAUAAUUUGUCAACCAAAAAUAAAUUUCUUAGUUUUAAAAAAAGUAUUCUCAAUUUCAAUAAUAAUACUAGAAGCAUGAAUUAUUUUGAAAAAGAAUCAUGUCACAAUCACUCUGCAGGCAACAGCUCCUAAAUGGAAAUGCCUUACAUUGCUUAAUUUGUGGCCUUGAACCUUUUGUCUGCCAUCAGUAUUUUUAAGAAUUUACCAUCCCAAAAUUAAAGCCCUUGAAUUCCCAUUCAGCUUCCCCCUAAUAUGCCAUCAUGAUAAGAGAUGUUAUCUAUCAAAGCAGGAUAAUUCCUAAUCUAGCAAACUCUCUGCAUUUAGACUAUGUUUUUCUGAAAAUUUGAAAACAAAUGCCUUUAAAAUCAAGACUUUUUUUUUUUUAAAUCAAUACCUUUAAUAUGGUUUUCUGUCACAUUGCUUUGUUCCAUCACUGUAUGCUUUUUUGUCACUGAUUCCUCUACACUCAGUACCAAUUGCUGUUGAAUUUUCUACUUGUGAUUCUUUUUAAAAAAAUUCAUUCUCACUUCUUUCUUUUUAAAACUACUGACAACUAAAUGUGCAACCUUUGGUUUUCUUUUGAAGAUGCAUCAUACCCUCUUCCUCAUUAAGUGUUAACAUACAUUCUCUCAUGUUGAACAUGAUUCUGAUAUUAUUUUUGGGAGAUUUUUGAAUGUUUUUUUUACUUGAAAAUGUUUUACAACAUAUAAUAUUAUAUGUUGUAAGCAAGUAAUCUGAGGGUCCAGUACAUUGAAUUAUCCUGAAAAGAAAAAGGAGAUAAUGUGAUUCCUCAGCCUAAAUCUAGUUAACACCUAAAGAUGAUUUGCACUAAAUACAAUUUUCCAUGUAAUAUAAGAGAAUUCAAACAAUUAGCAGCAUAUAACAUAAAAUAUAUCAGAGUAAAAUGAAACACAAAACAUUUUAAAUGGUAAAUGAUAUAUGAUAAAAAGAUGACAAAAGAAAUCCAACUCAUUACCUGAUUUUUGGUCUUUCUUAUAAAUACCAUAAUUCUUUAUUUCUAAAGGAAGACAUCUUGAGCAAAUGUUUCUAAUAAAUAAAAAUGGUUCUUUUAAAAUUAAUUUUUUUUUCUUUUUCAUGAUAUUUAUUUAACAAAGGAUGGUAAAGGCUUGUUUAGAAACAUGUCUCACAUCAAUGAAUUCUAUAUACCUUAUAAGAUGUUCCUUGCAUUCAAAUGCAACUAAAUUGUACAUUAGAGUGGUGUUUUUGUACUACACAACUAAUUUUUGGAAUGAAAAUUAUACUUUUAAUACAUAUUAUACAAAUUGUAUUUUAAUUCAUAUAAGAAAGACCUAAAUUUAGCAUUAUUGUAGUCUUAUGAAAUUCUGUCUAUAGAACUAUUUGGGGGGGGGGAAGUAGGAUUCUUGGUUUAAAAAAUAUACUCUUUGAAAUAUGGGAUUAUGAAUAUGAAAUUAUGGGAUUAUGAAUCUCAUUUAGGAGACUCUAAAGUUUUAGAGCUUGGUAAGGAGUAUCUAGAGGACUUUAAUUAGGAAGUCGUAUUUGUAUCUGUGAUGAUAGAAGUUACAAAACUUGAUGAGAUCAUCAGAAGAGAAAGUAAUAAGCAAAAAGGGUUUAGAUUGGAAAGUUAGGGAAACAUUCCCCUAUUUAGGGGAAAUUUAUAGGGAAUAGACAAGGGAAAAGUAAAAAAAAAAAAAACUCUCUACCAUAGUGAGGGCCCAGUUGAGACCAAGAAAAUGAAUUUAUAGCAUUUUUGUGCUUUUUUGUCAGUGCAAUUUUGUGAUUUCCUAUGACAUGAUUUGGAAAUUUGAUGUUAAAGCCAAGGAGGCUAAGAAUAAAAAUCAUUAGGAAUAACAGAAUAAAGGUCUAUGAAUAUGGUCUGGAAUAGUUUAUAGAUAGUAGCAGGAUAAACAAAAUAAGCAAUUAAAAACUGAAUUUAAUCAGUUUAAUUCAAGUUACUGCUAGGUAACUGGAUUCCCUAAGGCUGUUUAAACAAAGUAUAAACUGUAGCAAAUCUUUUUCUUCCUAGAGAGGCUUCUAGCACAGGUUUGCAGACUGCAUGGUUUCCUGCUGUCCAAGAACCAACUAAUGUAACCUCAAAAAAAGCUCUUUCUCACCCUGUUAGCAACAAAGCCAUGGUGUUAUCAGUCAUAGUACUUCAUUCAAAGAACAUCUACCGUGACACAGGGAGUUUGAAAUCCGAAUUGGUAGCAAGAGAAUAAGCUAUGAUAAAAUCACAUAAGGAAACUGAUAAAUGUCUAAUGGUUCUUUAUAUUUUUUCCAUUUUUUUCAUUUAUUCAUUUUUUUAAAUUGAAUUUAAUUUUAUUUGUUCAAGCUUGUCUUUCUUGGUUAAUACCAUCAAUCAGCAUGGUACUAACAUGUAAACAGUAGUAAAGAGUAACAGUAACAGUAGUAAAAUUUGAUAAAUUUUAAUUUAUUGUUUGUGUAGCUUACAAAGCAAAGCACUGAAAAUGCUUAGAUGGGCUUUAAUCAGUUCCACAAGCACAAAGGUUUGGUCCUAGCCUUACUGUUAAUUUUUAUUAGACCUACACAUGCAAGUUUCCGCAACC